CACAUCUUGUGCUACACAACAAGACAUACAAACGCUAUAAGAUGGCUAUCCCACCAUCCUUCGUUACCAUCCUGUCAGUCAGGCCGUUCGGCCAGUCCACACUAGCCAUGGCACAAAGCUACCUGUCCAUCCGCCCAGUGCAGAUCAGAAAGACCUUUCGGUUUGACAGUCAGUGCGAUGCCCACGCCCACCGAUCUCACCCUUCACUUCUGCUCGCUGUCACGCUCCGUCGCGUGCCUCUUGCAAACAAUGCUCAGUUCCGACACAGCAUGGUCAACAGCGUUGCUGUUAAUCCUUGUAGUAUUUCUGCUUUUACUCGCGCGGGCGAGAUGGAUAAUGCGACAGAGGCAAAUACCGAUAUUGUAAAGGCGUCCGGACGGACUGUGGAUGAUGUCAAAAUUCUUCAUGUAUAGUGUUAAUGUUUGAGAUGUUUAACAUCUGCCUUUGUUACUACUGGGUAGGAAACUGGUGCGACAUCAGCAGUGCUGGUCCA
Messenger RNA from Pyricularia oryzae 70-15, 493 nucleotides. RefSeq lists its product as uncharacterized. Lineage: Eukaryota; Fungi; Ascomycota; Sordariomycetes; Magnaporthales; Pyriculariaceae. The transcript has 2 exons. The record is from RefSeq and is a predicted model, not a curated record. Bases 42 to 413 code for a protein of 123 amino acids.